This is a messenger RNA of Pundamilia nyererei, 1615 nucleotides long. RefSeq names its product phosphatidylcholine transfer protein (gene pctp). The transcript has 6 exons. The record is from RefSeq and is a predicted model, not a curated record. Lineage: Eukaryota; Metazoa; Chordata; Actinopteri; Cichliformes; Cichlidae. Gene Ontology annotation, molecular function: phosphatidylcholine intramembrane carrier activity; phosphatidylcholine binding. The coding region runs from base 447 to 884 and encodes 145 amino acids.
UCGGCGAGCCAGUUUGAAUGAAUGUGGUGAGCGCUGCAGAGCCUGAACUGUCGCUGUUUUAUGUUUCCACCUUUUCUCUGUCAAAACGUUGAGCUGUUAUCAAGCUGAGUAUAAGUUUAAUUUAAUUUAUUAGCAGCAAAGAUAAACAGCAGCGGCUAGCAUGGGGAAGAAGCCGGAAGCUGAGCGGGAGUAUGUUUUUUCUCCACUCAGAAACUUGCUGCACCAGUCCAACCAAACUCCAUUCGGAUAGACGUCGAUUUAUAGUUGCCUUGCUUUGGGGCGUAAACAGACACCCUGACUAACCUCGUUGAAGACAUUCUUGCAUCUGCAAUGAUCCACCCUUCAAUUCGGCACAUCCCUGAUACAUCUAGGAAACUGGACUUUAUGAGUACAAAGUCUAUGGUGUGCUCACCACCUGCACAACAGAGCUGUGUGCAGAUGUCUACAUGGACUUGACGUAUCGAAAAGAUUGGGAUGGAUAUGUGAAAGAGCUAUAUGAGAAGGACUUUGAUGGACAGUCAGCCAUCUACUGGGAAGUGAAAUACCCGUUCCCGCUGUCAAACAGAGACUAUGUUUAUGUGAGGGAGCGGAAAGACCUGGAUAUGGAUGGCAGGAAGAUCUGGGUGAUCCUUGCCAAAAGCUCCCCGGAGACACCGUGUCCAGAAAAGAGCGGCGUGCUUCGGGUCAAAGACUACAAGCAGAGCGUUUCCCUGGAGAGUGACGGAGCUGGUGGAACUAAACUUUUCAUGAAUUACUUUGACAAUCCUGGCGGAAAUAUUCCCACCUGGCUGGUGAACUGGGCAGCGAAGAAAGGGGUUCCAGGGUUCUUAACGGACAUGCAGAAGGCCUGCAGUAACUACAAAAACUACUGCCAGAAGAAAUGAGGGCAGCUGACGGGAAAGCGGCUUCUGGUCAAGAGCUUUGGUUGAUUUUUCUUUCUGUCUCUUUAGUUCUGGGAAGCAUUUUUAAAAUUGUAUAAUUACACUGAAAUUGCGUUUACGGGAUGAAUGUGGCUUUGUGUGGGCUGCUACUUGUUUUUUCUAGCAUGCUGUUGACUCAGGCAUGACGUGCAUGGCCGGCCACUCUGAUUAAAUAGCUGCAGGGAAUCAAUUAAAGUCCUUUGUGCUGUAUUGAUUAAUACUGUGUUGUUUUGUUUGUGCAAUCUAUGCAAAUUCCAAUCAGGAUUAAUGGGAUGCCGUGGGGUAUUUUUUAAAUUAAAUGUUUAUACAGAAGUUAUAGAUCAUUCCUUUUGGGCCUGUGUAGUGAAAUCUUGUAUAAAAUGCUCUGACUUUGUCUGUUUCUAUAAAGUCAUUUACUGUAAAUGUGACAGAUGGAUUAUGUAUUUAGAUUUACUGAAGGUUUGAAAACACUGGAAUCUGUUCAUUUUCAAUCCACUGCAUGUAGUUUAUUUAAUCUCUUUCUGUUUCCGAUGACGUGAAAAUGAGAGUACCUUCUAAAGGUUUCGGGAGUUUUAGUCAAAGAUGCAAUAUUAUCUCAGAUAUUGUGUAAAUUCAGGCUAUAUUUCCUGUUGAUACAGGUGAAUGUGGUUUUAUCUGGUCAUAAAAAGCCUAUUACUGUGUAAUAUUGCUUUUAUUGAUGUAAUUAAACUUUUAUU